AUGCAUCCAUCCAACAGAAAAAUAUCAAAACCAAACCAUCUCCCAACUCAUAAUAUUACCGGUAGGCCAUUAUCCAAUACACAAAGAAGAGAUGGAUCAACCCAUCAUUUGUGCAUCACACCAAACGGAACAACAACACAAACGGAACAACAACAAGUGUUUCUCGUUACUGGAGCCACAGGACACAUCGGAAGAGCUCUUUGUGAGAGACUUUUGAAUCAUUCUCAUCCCAAUUCCAAAAUUUAUGCUUUGGGUCGAAAUGAAAAGAUUGGUUUAGAAUUGGAACAAUCCAUACUACUCUCUCGGAAUCAUCCAUCAUCUGAACAACAUUGCAACUCACCUCAAUUGAAAUUUAUCCAAUGUGAUCUCGUUCAACAACCUGAAAUUGUACAAGAUUUAAUUCUCAAUAAGAAUAUUGAUGUGAUUUAUCAUUGUGCUGCUUUGAGUACUGCUUGGGCCAAUCCAAAGGAUAUUUACAAAAUCAAUGUGGAGGGAACUCGUCAUUUGAUCCAUGCUUGUUUGAAAUUGUACAGCGAUGAAACGAAGAAAAAAUUGAAGAGAUUUAUUUAUGUAGGAACUCCUUCUAUUUACACAUCUAAAAAUCAUCGAGUGAAUGUGAGUGAGGAUGACGAUGAAAAGAAUGUGAAAUUUGAAAAUAUUUUAAAUGAUUAUGCUAAAUCUAAAUUUAUUGCUGAGAAGGAGGUAUUGAAUGCUUUUAGACAAUUUGGAGUUCCAGUGGUAGUCAUUCGGCCUAGAGCAGUCAUAGGGAUUCAUGAUACUGCAAUUCUACCAAGAAUUACUGAAGUUCUUCAACAGAGAAGAUUUGUAAAUUUAUGUGAAAAGAAUGAGAAAAUUUUUGUGGAUUUAACGUUUAUUGAUAAUGUUAUUGAUGCAUUGCUGUCUGCAGAAAGGAGUGACAAGUGUAUUGGAAAGGUUUACAACAUUACAAAUGGCGAGCCUUUGGAUUUGCUUGAAUUGUGUAAAUUUGUUGCAGAAAAGUAUUUAAAUAUUGACAUGAAUUUUGAAAAGAAGACAUCACCCAACACUUUUGUGCCCAAGAAACUGAAUUUCAAAUUGGUCUAUUUUUUGGGAUAUCUGUUUGAGUGUGUUUAUGGAUUUUUUGGGUGGUACCAACAAGAUCCACCAUUGACGCGUUACACUGUGACAACGAUUGGUAGAACAAGUACUUUUGAUAUCACGAAUGCAAAGAGAGAUCUUGAUUAUCAUCCAAAAGUUAGCAUUAUGGAUGGUAUUACGAAAGUCAUGGAUCACCAUCACAGGUACAGCAAACUGUAA
Messenger RNA from Naegleria lovaniensis, 1296 nucleotides. RefSeq lists its product as uncharacterized. Lineage: Eukaryota; Heterolobosea; Eutetramitea; Acrasida; Naegleriidae. The coding region runs from base 1 to 1296 and encodes 431 amino acids. The record is from RefSeq and is a predicted model, not a curated record. The transcript is spliced from 2 exons.